Messenger RNA from Saprolegnia diclina VS20, 1189 nucleotides. RefSeq lists its product as hypothetical. NCBI's taxonomy places the organism in Eukaryota, Oomycota, Saprolegniomycetes, Saprolegniales, Saprolegniaceae. The transcript has a single exon. The coding region runs from base 21 to 1127 and encodes 368 amino acids. The record is from RefSeq and is a predicted model, not a curated record.
CGAUUUUUGACGAUUCCGACAUGGCCGGCGGUGGCCACCCCUAUUGCCGGUGCGGUAAGCGCUGCACCAAGCGAGGCUCCGUGCGGAUCAACUCUGCAGGUCUCUGCCCGCGCUGCGCACGUCUAGGCUACAAAGCCGCCGCCACUGCUAUGGCCCCCAACGCAGCACCCGAAGCUAACCCACCGCCAGCACCCGCAGCUAGCCCACCGCCAGCACCCGAAGCUAACCCACCGCCAGCACCCGACGCCAUGAACCCGCGGCCGGCGCUCGAGCGACGCGCGUGUAUUGGCGUGUUCCCUGCGAUUCCACCCAACGCCGACGCGCGCCUCGUCAUCGAGCGCUUCAACGUGAUUGGGAAUGGGCUAUACCACAAGAGCUGCCGGGGAUUGCUCGACGCCGGUGUCACAGCGCUGCGCUGCGAGUGGUGCCAGCGCAAGAUGCACAACGCAGGCCGCGAGCUCGAGCGCAUUGGUGUUUUCGGCAUGGUUGAAGAGCUCACGAUCUCCAACUCGUCUCUGGUGCAGGACAUUCGACGCCUCAUGGCGACGCUCGCCAUCAACCCCGAGGACCCCGACGCUAUUGCAAGUCUCAACAUGCUCGCGCGUGUGGCGCUCGCUGGUCGGUUCGCCCUGGACGCCGGCCGCGUCGUCGAGCGCAAAAUCGCGUUCUACGUCUGCCCGGGUAUCGGCCACGACGACGCCGGCCUCGCCGACGCACGGCAGCUCUGCGAGCUCGCGAGCGAGACGGUCGUCAUUGCGGAGAAUGGGCGGCUGCGUGGAGCUGCGUGCGCGCACUGGCAGCUCGUGGCCAAGAAUGCGUUUGCAUCGCCGCUCUGCAAGGUGUGUCGUCCUGCGCUUGUCAAGCUGCAGAAGAAGAUUGCAACGCGCAACGAGAUGCACGAGCAGGUGACGGACCCGUCGAGCAAAACCGCGUACCAGCACCUCUCCCGCGACCAACUCCAAGAACGGCUGCGUCACGCCAUGACGAAACUCAAGCAGCAGGAGCGUCAAAAGAUCGCUGCGAGUGGAGGGAAGCGCCCGGCGGUCGACACCAGAUCGCCUCCAACGACAGCGAAGAAACCCCACACGGUACUUCCCAUCAACCCAGCUAUUACCCGAUGGAUUUAAUCACGCUCAUAUAUAUAUUGUCGUGCGUUUGGAGCGCUGAGCACUUGGUCAAUGCAUCCUGC